This is a messenger RNA of Penicillium angulare, 3468 nucleotides long. Its product is annotated as putative ARF GTPase activator (Csx2). NCBI's taxonomy places the organism in Eukaryota, Fungi, Ascomycota, Eurotiomycetes, Eurotiales, Aspergillaceae. Gene Ontology annotation, cellular component: cytoplasm; endosome; trans-Golgi network. The coding region runs from base 1 to 3468 and encodes 1155 amino acids. The transcript has 4 exons. Gene Ontology annotation, molecular function: protein binding; GTPase activator activity. The record is from RefSeq and is a predicted model, not a curated record. Gene Ontology annotation, biological process: intra-Golgi vesicle-mediated transport.
AUGGGCAAUAUUGCCAGCCGUCUCGAUGAAGCCGGAAGCUUGUUCUUCAAGGAUCAGAACAGAUUCUCGAUCGCCUCCAUCACUAUAAGCAACUCCAGGCGUCGUCUCCUCACCCUUUCCCCUAACGCAUUUCCCGCCGUGAGAUACAUAGCCAAACGAGAUACAGGGGAUGAUGCUCCAAUCGAAUAUAUCCAGGACCCCGACGUCCCCCCUACCGCUCCAGCACCGACUUUCUUGCUACGCCUAGCAAACGACGAUGAACUAAUUUUCAACUUCACAUUCAUCCUCCGUCAAACACAAACAGGCAACGCUACGGGCUCUACUGUGAACGGCGUCGCAACCUCUCUGCCAGAGGUGACCGACACUGUUCUGAAUGGGCUUACGUUCGCGCAUGCGUCAAACUCCAAAGAACUUGACAACCUCAUUACAAGAGAAUUCCACGCGAACCCAAACCUUCAAAAUAACUCCAACGUUCAGCUUAUCGGCGACUUCUCUACAGAUGGCACACCGUCAGUGUCAUUCGAGUGGUCUUGGAGAUGGAAGCCUCCCAAGGGAAUCGAAGACAAAGGCGGCGGUUGGCGAAACAGCUGUAGCUUGCUGGACUAUGACCAAAGAACUAAUCGCUUGAACACCCUCGCGCACUUUUCUUUCUGGGUUCAUAACUCAGUGCGCCUUAUACUAAGCCCGCAGAUGUCGUCACCCAAUCUCGAGUUACCCGUUCCUCCUCGCAGUCGCGUUCCUUCUGCUCAGUCCACCGUUUCUCAUUUCAGCGACUCCGAGAGUACACAGAAAAUAUCACAUUCUACCACGCCACCUGAUACAGCUGAUGGAGCUCCUCCUCCCCCAACACAACCCCCGCCGCCGCCUCCCGUCAAAGUCGACUUGCCACACUCCCGGCCUGGCGAUGAUAUGAAUGGGGUAGACGAUGGGCCACUCUUCCGAGCUACCAUGAAAGCUCUGGAGCAAAAAACGGGCAACAUGCGGACAAAAAUUAAGAAACUCUUGAAGAAAGCCGAGGCUGCUCAGCAGACCCAAUCGUCUUGCAAUGAGUCUAUGGAGGCUUUCUUGAGCUCUUUGAGUGAUGCUUCGACAUCCAACGGCAAUGCCAUUCAGCCUGCAUUGGACCAUUACUUUGAGAAAAUCGCUCGCCAAAUCCUGACCUAUGAGCAGUUGAAUACUCUGCAAUUGCAGAAGCUAGUCAUCGAACCACUCAUAAAACUCUAUCAAAAUGAUAUCAAACAAGCUGAAUCAAAGAAGAAGGAAUUCGAUGAAGAGAGUCGUGACUAUUAUGCCUAUGUCAGCCGGUAUCUUGGCCAGCGGCAAGACUCACUGAAGGAGAAGAAGCGGGUCGAAAGCGACUCGAAAUACCAGGCUAAGCGCCGCAACUUCGAGCUGAAACGAUUUGACUAUUCCUCUUUCAUGCAAGACCUUCAUGGCGGGCGCAAGGAACAAGAAGUGCUCUCCCACCUUACCAAGUACGCCGAUUUUCAGGCCAAGAAUUUCUUGGCAGUCGCCAAGAAGAUCGAAGAGAUGGUCCCUCAGCUGGACGCCCUCAUACAUGAGGUAAAUGAGGUUGACAAAGAGUUUCAGUUCAAGCGAACUGAGCGAGAAGAGAAACGGCGGGCUUUGGAAAAGAACAGCAACACAUACCUUGAGCCUGAUGCCCUGGCUACUGCAGGUAUUUCAAGUCCUACCGGGCCUGCCAAUGGAGGCGGCUCUACGGAAGUCGAGUUGGGCCGGGCCGAUAGCACGAGCUCUCAGAUCCGUGGUGUUAUCAGUAAUAGUUCAUCAAUCUCGUCUCAGGCAAACGCUGGGUCGGUCACAUCGACAGCUGGCGUUGGUAGUGGCAGUGGCGGGGGCGGCGGCAACGGCUCUGCAACUGUAGCCAACGCAGGGCCUGCGGGCACAUCAAACCAGAAUCGCUUUAAGGGAAUUCGCGACCUCGAGGAGCGAGAAUCUGUUGGGUCUGAUCGUACUGAUGGCCAACAACGAAAGGAAGGCCUUCUAUGGGCUCUUUCACGCCCUGGAUCCCAUAUUGAUCCAAAGGGCAUCAACAAGCAAGCUUGGCACAAGUUCUGGAUCGUGUUGGACCAGGGGAAACUUUCGGAAUAUAGCAACUGGAAACAGAAGUUGGACCUCCAUAUGGAUCCCAUCGACCUUCGUAUGGCAUCCGUUCGCGAAGCUCGAAAUGCUGAGCGACGAUUCUGCUUUGAAGUGAUAACACCUCAGUUCAAACGAGUCUAUCAGGCCACAUCUGAGGAGGACAUGGGGAAUUGGAUUCGCUCCAUUAACAAUGCUUUACAGAGUGCAGUGGAAGGUCGAGGUAUCCCGCAUGCUCCUCCUGCAUCAUCUAAGAAUGAGUCAUCGACAGGUCGUGAUAUCGGUUCUGUCUUAACAGGGAAAAGCUCGUCAGUGUCUGGUCACCAUUCAUAUUCUAGUGGUUCCAGUGGUGCCGGAGUAACUCGCCGCACUACCGUUGGAGCACGACCCAGCUACGUGCGCCAUGAUAGCAACAGCUACGAAGAUAACCCUUCACAACUUCUACAAGCCGUGCGUGAUGCAGAUGAAGGAAACAAUUGGUGUGCCGACUGUGGGUCUUCCUCGAAGGUUGAAUGGGUGUCGAUAAACCUCGGAAUUGUUCUCUGCAUUGAGUGCAGCGGUAUCCACCGUUCUUUGGGAACACAUAUUUCGAAGAUUCGGUCAUUAACGCUUGACGUGCACUCAUUCUCAAAUGACAUUGUUGAAAUUCUUUUGCAGAUUGGAAAUCGGGUGAGCAACAUAAUUUGGGAGGCGACACUGGACCAAUCACUCAAACCGAGUGCAGGUUCCACAAGAGAGCAGAGGCUGAAGUUUAUAACGGCUAAAUAUGUCGAUCGACUCUAUGUUGAACCGUUACCAUCUCCCCGAUCUCGGUUUGCGACUCCUGAUGAAACUCUUCUUGCCUCUAUCAAACGGAAUGACAUUCAAGGUGUCCUAUAUGGAAUUGCACUGCGGGCCAAUGUCAAUGUUCCAGACCGCUCUCGUAACACACAUGCUGUGUUUUUGGCUCUUGCUGCGGCCGAUCCUGCUUCUCCGGGCUCCACUUCCACCGGUCUCUCUGCUCGAUCUAACGCAAAAGCGAUACCAUUCCCUGUUGCCGAACUGCUGGUUCAGAACGGCACGGAGAUCCCCCCACAACCCCCUUCUAUUCCUCUCUCUCCUGCCGCCCAACUUUACCUCAGCCAGCGAACUGCGAGGAACACUGCUUUCAGUUCGCCCGCACCUCCCGCCUUUUCUGGAAAGGCUGCUCCUAGUGAUACUCUUGGGUCGCUCCCCACUAUUCGGGGGUCAAGCAGGGAUAGCUCUGCCUCAUCCGGGUCCCAGGCUCCUAACCAAGUCGACUCCAAGGAAAAAGAUAAGCUUUCUAAGCGAGGAAGCGCCGGCGCUCGAUUCGCAGGGAAAGUGGCAUCUCUCGGGAUUGACCGAUAA